CUGAGGGGGACGGACAGAUACGGACGGGGCCUUCUUCUUUGGGAGAUCCGCUUCUCUUCUUUAAUCCCUCUUCUCUUCCCUUUGGCUCUAUCCUUUCCCCAGAUUUCGCCUUCUGUGGUGUUGAUAAUCCUCUUUUUUCUUUUGCACUGUUUUUGCUCAUCGUUUGCCUUCUUCCUAAUCCAAGGGAGGACAUCGGUGACACUAUCAAUCGUUUCUUUAUCUUCUCGUCGCCUAUUUAUCUCUCGCUCAAGUCACACAAUCGAGUCCCGAUCGAUCGAAAAAAAGCUACUCGCAGAAUCUACGCGAUAAUUUCCAAAUCAGACACUCGCUUUCUGUGGAGUUGCCCGACAUCCUUCUGCUCUCGUUAAGAAGGAAAAUCCUGCGUCUUCAAGGGAGAUUUCUGGAAAAGGGACAAUCUUUUCGGAUCGAGGACGCGCAAACUGUUUUGCGGCCCGCAUUCCAUCGCCCUUUAUCACUCGGUUCAACUGUCAAUCAGAAGCCCGAUAAAACGGUCGCUAUCAACAUCACGCAAAUACACCUUUAAUCACCGACAACAGCCCAAGUCGCUCGCUUGCUGGGUUGUUUCGACUGUCGUUCUUGUGUCUACUCGAUUCAACAGCAGUCGCUACCUGUUUUCGACACUUCAACGUCUUAUCUACUCUUAAUAGCCCGAUCAGAUCAUACCAUAAUACCGAACCCCUAAUUCGAGGGCGCACCCGCAUUAAAGCAUCAGUUACAUCUGUUUUUGCCCGACUAUUUCAUAUUCAUAAUGUUGCGAUCUCUUGUUGUUGCUGCCCUUUUGGGCGCCAGCUCUGUCGCUGCUGUCAAGUGCACGCGCAGCAGCCACUGUCCCGAAGACUCGCCAUGCUGCUCCACUUAUGGUGAAUGCGGUGUUGGUGCAUACUGUCUGGGUGGUUGCGAUCCCACAAUGUCCUUCUCACUCGACUCUUGUGUUCCUGCCCCCGUCUGCGAGGACCGCAAGAUGAAGAUGAACUCCCUCGAUUCAAUUGUCGAUAUCGGCAAGUAUCUUGGUGAUUCUUCAAAAGCCGACUGGGUUGCACAGGGUGAGCCUGUUGUUUUCCAGAACAACGUUCUUCUUACCAUGCCCAAGGACAGUGUUGGCACUCUGCUGUCUUCUACUGUCUACAUGUGGUAUGGUAACGUCAAGGCUCGCUUCAAGACCAGCCGUGGCGCUGGUGUCAUUACUGCCUUCAUUCUCUUCUCCGACGUCAAGGAUGAGAUCGAUUAUGAGUUUGUUGGUACAGAGCUCGGCGAUGCUCAGACCAAUUAUUACUUCCAGGGCAUCACCAACUACGAAAACUCUGAAAACAUUACGCUGUCUGACACCUUUGCCAACUUUCACGAUUACGAAAUCCGAUGGACUCCCGACAAGAUUGAGUGGUGGGUUGAUGGCAAACUCGGCCGAACUCUGCAGAAGAGUGACACGUGGAAUGCCACCUCCAAGAACUUUGACUUCCCUCAGACACCCUCUCGUGUGCAGCUCUCUCUGUGGCCUGGUGGUAAGGAGGGUAACGCCGAAGGUACUGUAGCAUGGGCUGGAGGUCCUAUCGACUGGGAUGCUCCCGAUAUCCAGAAGAGUGGUUACUACUUUGCUACCUUCUCCGAUGUUGAGAUCGAAUGUUACAACGCCAAGUCUGGUCCCGGCACCAACUCUGGUACUAGUUACUGGUACAAGGAUGCUGCUGGCACUAACGACACCAUUGUUGACGGUGACAAGAGACACACCAUUGCUUCUCUGAUGGCCACUGGUGAGGACAUGGACAAAGGAAAGAAGGAGGACAAGAAGAAGGAUAGCAAGGACGAUGACAAGGACGAUAAGGACAGCAAAGAUAGCAAGGACAAGGAUAAGGACGACGAUGAUGAUGAUGAGCCUGCCACUAUUCCUGGCGGCAGCAGCGGCGCGCCAUCCAACGACCACGGAGACGAUAGCAGCUCUGACAGCAGCUCUGGUUCCGGUUCUAGUAACACCCCCUCGGGCAACCCUGACGGCGACUCAAAUGACACUGAGCCCGCUGACACCACCAACUGUGAGACCAACAGCUUUAACCAAGACUGCGCCAGCUCGGACUCUAGCAAGAGCAGCAGCAGCUCAGAUGAUGGAAAGGGCUCCAACGCUGGCACACGGAACGGCGCAAGUGCUCUGGCCAUUAUCAUCGCCGGUGGUGCUCUUUUCUGGCUGUAGUCAGUGAUGAUGGCGUUUGAUGUCGGCCCUGCCACUCCUCCCAUUAACCUCUCUUUUUUCCCUUACCACUCCUAUAUAGCAUCUCACCGCACGUUUUCUGUUUAGCAUUUCAUGACGGUCGGCAUUGAGAUUUUGUAUGUAAUUUCUUCUCUUUCAUGUGUCCAUAUUCUGUUAGUAGAGGGACAAUAAUGGUAUAUGGUUUUGCAUGGGCUUCUUCAAAAUGAGGUAUUUUUGUUUGUUUGCUGUGCAUGUGAUGGCAUGUGAAGAAUUACUGGGCGGCUUGUUGUUUAAAUAAGUGAUCAUCUGGUCUAUGCGCCUUGUUAUGGAGAAGAUGUGUGUUUGGGAUUGAGUAGAGACGAUGGGUCAGCAGACUCCUACGGAUUUGGUGGCAUGAUGAGGACAUCCGUGUUAAGAUGACAGGUACUAAAAUCUCACGUGCAAGCGAAGGAUUAGUUAAUGAAAGCAAUGAUAAUCCGACCUGUCAGUAAAAGCAAAAUCGAGUAAGCAUAACCAUUAGUCAAAGCGUUGAGGAACGAGACAAACCAUGGCCUCGGAAGAAUGGCCAACCAAUUCAGCCCUACUCUGAAUAUGAACAUUCAUGGCAUCAUUCGACUUCAAGCUGUGUGGCCGGAGAAAAAAAAAAGGCUUUUUACCGCUGAUCCAAUCCCUUCUCAUCUUGGCGGUCUCCUAUAAACGCGAACCCCCUGC
Messenger RNA from Fusarium verticillioides 7600, 2911 nucleotides. Its product is annotated as murein transglycosylase. Gene Ontology annotation, cellular component: fungal-type cell wall. The transcript is spliced from 3 exons. Gene Ontology annotation, biological process: fungal-type cell wall organization; carbohydrate metabolic process. Bases 770 to 2203 code for a protein of 477 amino acids. Gene Ontology annotation, molecular function: glycosyltransferase activity; hydrolase activity, hydrolyzing O-glycosyl compounds. The record is from RefSeq and is a predicted model, not a curated record. NCBI's taxonomy places the organism in Eukaryota, Fungi, Ascomycota, Sordariomycetes, Hypocreales, Nectriaceae.